CGAAUAUGGCGGCGCCCACUGAAUGUUGUCUGCCUCCUGUAGAUCGGACGCUAGCGAUCGCUGGUCCGUACAAAACGCGGCUGACUCAGCGGAUCUGUGGCAACGAGAGUGGAACGGCCCGCCAUCGUGUCAAGCCAGCCAUGAAGAAGCGAAGCUCGAAACUGAAGACGAAGGAUGCAUUGAGUCGCGUCGACAAGAUGCACUUGGCACAGUCAGAGGUGCUGGAGGACCUACCAUUGGCGAUCAGCAGCAAGAUCACCAUGUCCGAUGAAGAGCUGGUGCACCUCUCAGUGCGUGACCUCAAUCGCCAGUUGAAAGCAUCCGGCCUGACCCGGUCCGAAAUUGUCAAGAUGAAGCAGCGGCGGAGGACACUCAAGAACCGAGGCUAUGCAGCGAGCUGUCGCAACAAACGGCUAGAGCAAAAGGAUGACUUGGAAGGUGAACGGGCAGUGGUGAUCCAAGAGAUCACAAGACUUCAGGAGGAGAACAAGACAUUGGAGGGUGAAGUGGACAACUUGCGCUCAAAGUACUCAACCCUGCUGGACUAUGCCCGCAAGCAGGGCAUCCCUUUACCAGAUGACCUGAACGCCAACUUCUAGCUGAUGCUACUCAUCUAUCAUCUUCCCUCACGCAGCAUGCUCAUUUAUUUGACUUUUUCACGCAUACCCGAACAUGAAAUAUUCAUGUGCUGUGGUAUGAGAGUCACUAUGGUAUCGUCCUAACACGAGGAUGGUGUUAUCAUGUCAGAAAAAUGGUACAGAGGCCUCUGUUGUAACUUUAUCUAAUAGGUGGCCGUGCACAAGCUUGUAAAGCUGACCUUCCAUUUUGACGUGGUUAGAUGAUCAAAAAAAUGUAUUGCUGUGUAUUUCAGUUCAGUCAUGUCUUGUGUAGCAUGUUCUGCAGUCAGUGAAACAUUGGGUCUGCUGCAUGUUUUCUUCUUUAUGGUUAUUAUUUGACUAUUAGGAUAUUGUCUUAUAUAUGAUGUAUCUGUGCUAGCCACCAUUGUCAAUGAGAACGAGGAUUAUUGCAUGUUUUUUUGUUGCAUGUGUAAAACUUCAUGACUGCUUUGAACACGGUCAUACCUUUACAGUUUUACAGCAGUUCUGCUUUAAUCUGCGUAUUUAAUGCAGUCUAAUGCUUCGUGAGCUAUUGCCCAGUUGAGUAUGACUGUCACGCUGUUCGAGAACAUGAUUUGCCUGUUGUUUACAGUUAGUUGCCUGCUAUAAAGCAUGCAGUUGUAUUAGUGCAUGCUUCAUUGUUAUUACACUGCAUACAUUGUUAUUGCUGUACAUAUACUUUAUUUUAGUACGGUCUUGGGGAGGCAUUGCGUGUUGUUGCUUAUUUAUCUAUCCCAAUAAAAGCUCUUAUACACAAGUA
Molecule: messenger RNA, 1377 nt
Organism: Dermacentor silvarum
Lineage: Eukaryota; Metazoa; Arthropoda; Arachnida; Ixodida; Ixodidae
Product: transcription factor MafA
Exons: 3
Coding region: 6-599 (197 amino acids)
Biological process (GO): regulation of transcription by RNA polymerase II
Cellular component (GO): nucleus
Molecular function (GO): RNA polymerase II cis-regulatory region sequence-specific DNA binding; DNA-binding transcription factor activity, RNA polymerase II-specific
Source: RefSeq, a predicted model, not a curated record